CACUUUUUUUUGACUCAUCCUGUUCAUUUUCAGAAAUAUGGGUGGUGGAGAACUGCCCCACAUUCCGGACUGGAGAACCUACACGGUCGGAGAGCAUACCCCGGAGCUUUUGAAAACUCAAAGGAUGCUCAAAAGUCUCGGGUUGAAGGACCCUUGGCUCCGAAAUGAGGUCUGGAGAUAUGACCAGAGAAACCCUGCACUUGGAGGAACGAUGAAGCAAAGGAUUAUUGGUUCUUUGGGAUUCCGCGGACUCAAGUACGGACUUGUUAUAGCUGUAGUAACGGCAGGGGUUCACCGUUUUCUGAAUUCUCAUGAUGACCACGGACACGGUCAUGAAUCUAAGGAGACACACUAAUAGGAUUUUAUCAUCGCGGACAUAGUUAUUUAUAGUUCUGUUGUAAAUAAAUAGAUUUUGAAAUUUCUUUAAAGAGUUCAAAAUUUCAGA
Messenger RNA from Eurytemora carolleeae, 445 nucleotides. RefSeq names its product NADH dehydrogenase [ubiquinone] 1 beta subcomplex subunit 3 (gene ND-B12). Lineage: Eukaryota; Metazoa; Arthropoda; Copepoda; Calanoida; Temoridae. The coding region runs from base 38 to 355 and encodes 105 amino acids. Gene Ontology annotation, cellular component: mitochondrion. Gene Ontology annotation, biological process: electron transport chain. The transcript is spliced from 3 exons. The record is from RefSeq and is a predicted model, not a curated record.